AUGAAGACCUCCUAUCUCUUUUCGACGUUGGGCGCAAUCACACUUGUCGCAGCUGCACCUGCUCUGGAACCCAUGAAGAUUUCUGAGCGUCAAGAUGCUGACAACUGCCCUUACCAAUACUACAUAGACAUCAUGCUCGGCGUGUUGAACGUUCACCGGGCCAAUCACUCUGUGGCCGAUCUGGCCUGGAACCAAACCCUCGCCACUGCUGCACAGUAUACAACGGACAACGGCCCAGUACUGGUCCAUGACAAUGCAGGUACCGGCUGGGGCCAAAAUCAAUACGCUUGGUACUCUAGCGAUCCGUCCGACCCGCGUCUUACGAACCAGGCUGCUAUAGAUUCUUGGUACAAUGGCGAGUUUCGAAACUACGAUGCUUAUGGUGAGGCAAGCCUGCUCACCGACGGUGAAUUUUCUCCCCCUCCAGCGAUCCCGGGAGGUGUUUAUGGACAUCUGACACAGGUCAUUUGGAAGGAUACGGCAACCGUGGGCUGUGGAACAAGUGGACGCUUAACGGACGACGGUAUCCAAGGCUACUUCACCGUGUGCAAUUUCUACCCUCCAGGAAACUGGGUAACGAGCCCGACCUCUUGGGUCGACAACGUCCUCGCACCCUUAGGCAACGAUGUCGUUGAGAAUGUCUGUGGUGCUAUCCACUUUGUUCCACCUUCUCCUGAUAGCUGA
Messenger RNA from Exophiala aquamarina CBS 119918, 684 nucleotides. RefSeq lists its product as uncharacterized. Lineage: Eukaryota; Fungi; Ascomycota; Eurotiomycetes; Chaetothyriales; Herpotrichiellaceae. Bases 1 to 684 code for a protein of 227 amino acids. The transcript has 3 exons. The record is from RefSeq and is a predicted model, not a curated record.